UUCCGGGCUGCCAGGGACGCAGGGCGCACUGUCCUGGCAGGCAGGGGCGGCAGCUGCGGGGAGUUUGUCCCCAAGGCCCACCUCCUGCUCCUGGUCACCCCAGUUCUGCAGGUCCCUGCACCCCCACGCACUCCGCCGAGGCCCCCAGACACCCCACAUGGGCCCGCCCACGCCUGCCCCCAACUCUAACUCUGACCUUCAGCAUGAGCAGCCCUGAGCCGCCCACAGAGACACCUGGACCUGACGCCCCCACUGGGUCGACUCAGCCCACCUACAGCAACCUCGGUGAGGUCCGGGCCCACCUGCUGCCCUCCAAGGCCUGCCGGCCCCCCCGGAAAUCUGGGCCCCCCUCGGCUGACCCGCGGCCCCUGCCCCCACCCCUGCCCAAGAAGACCCUGUCCAGGACCCAGUCGCUGCCCACCUGCGGGGCCCCCAGCCACACCCCUGCUCCUGAAGGGCAGCCUCGGAGGGCCUUCCUGGGGUCCCACAGUGUGGACGAGAGCCAGGCGGGUGAUGGCCAAGCUCGGCCAGCCUGUCCCCCCACAGAGCCGGCCUUCGGCACCCUCGACGCCUCACUGGGCCUCUCCUGGCACCACCUGAGUCGCCCCGAGGCCACGCAUGCAGUCCUGGAGGCCCGGCAGCUGCAGGCCCUGCGCACCGUGCACGCCCGGCUGCAGGCCCGCCUCCUGGGCGGCCACCCGGGCCCCUGCUGCUCCGGCCACGGCUUCCGCCUCCUGGACAGCUCGCCCUGCGUGGAGAGCGGGGACGCCCUCUACUACCGCGUGGUGCGGGUGGGCAACGAGGCCUGGCACCUCCUGGCGGCCAAGGUGUCCAAGCCCGGAGCGGAGGAGCCUAGCCCGUGGGGCCUGGAGCUGCAGGCCUCCCUGCCCCCCCACUUCAACCUCCAGGGGCUGUGCGGCCUGGUGUCCGACGGCGCCCUGCCCGAGGCGCCCUGGACGGGCCCCGCGGUGCUGGCGGCCGAGGUGCCGGAGCGCACGCUGCGGGCGGCGGGCGGGGAGGCGCCCGGCCUGGAGGACUGGCUGCACUGCGAGUACCUGGCCGAGGCCACCGAGGCCUCGCUGGGCCAGGCGCUGGCACUGCUGCACCCUGACCAUGAGGGCCAGGGCGUGGUGCGCGAAUGUGGGCGCCUCCUCCCCACGCUGGAGACCUGGGCCCAAGUCGUCCCCAGGAAGGCGGGGGGCUCACACCAGCGCCUCCUGAGGCUUCCUGAUCCGGGGAUGCCCCAGCCCUCCUCCAGCAGAGGUGAGGAUGCCCCUCUAGUGCUGGAGUCUGAUGGCCGCUGUCCUCCCGACGCCGUAGCAGAGGCAUCUCUGGCCCUGGAGCACCCACUUGUGCUGAGGACCCCUGCAGCAGCCACUGCCCCAGGGAAGACCCCCACCUCUGUCAUCGCGGUUCUUGUGGAAGCAAAUGAAGACGUGGUCGGCGUGGAGCUGCUCCUCCGCGAACUCGAGAAGAACUGCGAAGCUGAAGGGCCCUCGCUGAGGAGCGGCAUGGUGCGGCUGAUGUGGAUGGUGGCGCUGGGUUUAUCCCCUUCCUUCUCUCUGGCGAAGCAGUGGCUGUUGAGGAUCCGCUGCAGGGAGGAUUUCACCAUCCGGCCGCUGGGGUCCGAAACCAGAAAACCUCCGCUGCGCUUCUCCGCGCCGCCGCCGCUGCUCGCCGUUCGCAAAAUGGCGCCGCCGCCGCCGCCCGCCUUUAUAGGAUUUUCUGCAUUCGUGUUUCACGUUUUCAGCCGGCUACAAUUAGAAACCGAGUCUUCAGGGUUAGAGACGCUCUCAUCUGAUGGACUCAGGGCCUUACCCUACGGUGCUAGGACGCGGGGCGUCACCGCGGGGAAACUGACCUUUCCACGCGUGCCCCGGACCCUCCGCGGGCAGAAGUGCCACUCCUUGCGCUUAAAUUCGGAAGCGCACUCUGCGAGCUAACUCUUGGGCUUACCGGGGAAAGUGCUGUUUCUUGCAGGUCCUGCUUUGUUUCAUGGGUUUAGGUUUCUGGCAGAUUUCAACAGAGGCUCAAAAGAAGCGUUACCUAGAGUUGAAGCAGCUCGUAUUUCUUUGUCUUCAGAAUUCCUGCCUCUCAUUUUUAUUUCAGUCUGCUGUGUCCUUUUGGGUUAAAGCCACAAAGUUUCCUCCAAAGGGACCUUGACUGAUUGCCAGGAGGAGCUUACUCCAGAGCGCGUUCGCCUAAUCCCUCCGAGUCUCCGUAUCCCCUUCCGUGCCCAUCACAGUGUUGGUUACGUUCAGGACUCCCAAAGAAAAGAAUGUCUAACUUACAGCUUCCGUCUAUGCAUUGUCACGACUCUCCUCAAACUAAGAAUUGAAGGUGGUGGGCCAACCAGAGAAUUUUCCUGGGGGAGAAUAUUUGAUCCAUGACUUACUUUAGAGUUGCAGUUCUCGGGGAAAAUUAAAAGCAGGUGGAUUGCCGAUA
Molecule: messenger RNA, 2445 nt
Organism: Suricata suricatta (meerkat)
Lineage: Eukaryota; Metazoa; Chordata; Mammalia; Carnivora; Herpestidae
Gene: PEAK3
Product: PEAK family member 3
Exons: 10
Coding region: 204-1943 (579 amino acids)
Biological process (GO): protein phosphorylation
Cellular component (GO): actin cytoskeleton; focal adhesion
Molecular function (GO): protein kinase activity
Source: RefSeq, a predicted model, not a curated record